AGAAUUUUGACCAUUAACUUGAGCGCAAGUGGUCCCUUCAGCGUCGUCUGCUCAUCCUACUGCUUUGAAAAUCUUUCCGGUGCUCUUCUUUUGGAUUUUUUUGAGCUAUGGACCCACACGAGGAGGAGCGCCCUGUGAAGCGGUUCAAGCAUCAAUCCUACAAAGACACGCUGAGGGGGGUACACUUACCAUCAGCACUCAAUCAGAGCAAGUUUGACGAUGUCAUCGCCGACAAUGACUCGCAUUUCCACGAAGCACUAGAUCAUUGGCGCGAGCUCAACCUAUCACCGGCAUUCGUCAAGUUCGCGAGACACGCAGACCCACUAUCGGCAUCCAUGCCCUUGUUGCUGCAUAAUUGCGAAGCGGUCAUUGACUUGUGGUUAGAGGCAUUGGACGGUGCGGACGAUGAGGCGUUGAAAGCUCUCCUCGAUCUCUUCCAAAAGCUGUCCCAUGAUCUGAGGACAACCCUUGCACCAAAAUACCCGACAGUUCUACUGCGCCUGACCCAACUCCUUCCCCGUUCGCUAUCCGCCCCUACCCUCACAGCGCUCCUAGCUACCUUCUCCGCUCUCUUCAAAUAUGUGCUCAUCCCUGCGGUCGAUACAGAGCUCCUUGAUCAGGCGUGGGCGGUUUUUCGUGAGACGCUACUCCGCUGUGACCCGGAGGUACAGCGGGCGACGGCCGAAGUGUGGGGUGCGGCUCUCCGUCGACUGAAGGCAUCCACCCGGGAGCACUGUGUACGGCUUAUUGCCGCGAGUGCGGAGAGUAGCCUCGCGGAUGCAUGUGUUUGGGUGUACGUAUCUGCUUGCAAGUCUGUAUCGCAAACCCUGCAUACAUCAACUUCGAGCUUGUUCAGGCCCCUACUCUCGUACUACCUCGAGUGUGGAACGCCCGAGAUGUCUUUGAAGCUGAUCCGCCGCGUGAUGACUGCACUCAUCCAUCAUUGCAAGGAUUCGGAACAGUUUUCUUCGGUCGCGGAAGUUGUGUUGGAACAAUUCUUGCAAUGUGCAAAGGCAGAAUCUGGCGAUGCAGAUGAGGAACGUCUCCGGCGCAUGCUCGAGGUAGCCGCAGUAGCAUGCUCGGUCCGCCAGGGUUCCCGGAUGACGCACAAGCAGCUCCUAACCAUGCUAUCGGAGUUUGACAAAAUACCUCUCACCGACGCCCUGCACUCUUCCGUGCUCAAAUUCACCACCUCUAUUUUGCUUGCGGGCGACAUGGCGCUCUGGAUGGCCAGCGGACGCAAGGUACUCGAGCGCACCUGGGAGCGGCCAGCGCUCGCGCUCGAGCUCUGCGGUGCGCUUUCCGACCUCGGCUGGGGCGGGUGGAAAAUGGUUGCGCAGCCACAUGUGAUGAAGCACACCGCUGAGCUGCUGCAGAGCCACCCACACAGGACGCUGGAGUUGCUUGUUGCGCUGCAUCGCGAGAAGCGAUUGGUGGGAGUGGAUGUCGUGUGGAAGCAGAGAUUGCAGGAAUGGGCAGAUAGAACAUUUGCGAGGUGGGAGCAGACGGAGGAUAAUAUUCUGUUGCUUCACGAUGCGCUUUCAUUGUCAUCCUUGAUGCCUACCUUAUCGCCGAUCCUCAUCCGAGUGAUCGAUGCAACCCUGCAAAGUCCGAAUCCCCUCCAGGAGUAUGAGCAGUCGUUUGCAAACUCGGCAUGGGUUCUUGGAGUGUGCAUGCGGUCUCUCUCUAUGCGGCAACCUGCAGAAUGGUCGAAUGACGUACCACUAUCAUCGUGGACUCAGGUGAUUGUGGAAAAAUGGAAUUGGUCGGGAGUAGCCCUUGGUGGAUUGGUCGCGCUCAUUCGUACCAGCGACCCUACUUCUCAUGCAAUAACAUUGGAUGCCCUGUACAUCCAUCUUCGUGACUCGCUCCUUUCCCACUCCCAUUCACUGCGUCUCAAUGUUCUGCGACUAUUAAAUUCCUCGCUGGUCUCCUCGCCGGAUGGCCCAGCCGAGGUGCUCAAACGUUCUAUUCAAGCUGAAGAAGUGUCUCUGGAUGUCCAGGGAUCCCGUGAGCGUGUCCUCAGGAUUGGAAGACUACAAAUGGUCGUCAAGGAUGGUGACGAAUUGGGUGCUGAGAUAUGCUGCCGCUGGCUCAUAGCACAACUCAAGGUGAACUUGCAACCGCUAUGGUCCGCCGCGGCGCAAGCCUUAGCUGCUCUAUCUUCACGCUUCGGGGACUUAGUGUGGCACCUUUUGCUCCAAGAAGUCCAGGCCGCGACUCGCCUUCAAGUAGAUGUAGUCGUCCCCGACUGGAUAAAGGGGCGUUCCUUACUCGAAGAGGAGGACGACGUAUGGGAGGAUGAGCGGUCUUGGAGAGACCCGAGCGCACACAAGUUUCGUAUCACUUCUGCCAGGUGGCUAAAUGGCGACGCUACCAAGCGAGCUCUGAUCCAGGAGCAGAGCACAGAAGACCGGUUCGAUCCAGCUACCUACGAGACUCAGGUACUUUCCACUGUAUGCGAAUGCUCCUCCUUAGCAGAGAAGCACAGCCGCGACUUGGUACCAUACUUCCUAUCUCUCGCAGGACCGGAAGUAUCCUCGAGGCUCCCGCGGUACAAGCUCAGCAUCUGGCUCACGCUCUUCUCGAAGUUCGUCAACCCAAAGGCUCUACGCUCCACCGAAACUCUACGAUCAAUAUAUGUCGCUCUCCUCUCGCAUCCCGACCGCCCCCUGCAGCGGCUGGCACUUUCAUGCUUGCUCACGUACAAGUCGCCACAUCUAGCACCACAUGAGGACACGCUCCGUGGGCUGUUGGAUGACACGAAGUGGCGAGAAGACCUUACGCAAUUGAGCAUUGCUGAGAUCGAGCAGGCUGACCGGGCGGAGUUGGUCGACGCGAUCACUAGGCUGCUUUUUGGGAUGAUGUUGGAGAAACGCGGCAGGAGUCGCGGCGGUGACAAGCGCGCUGCUGUCCUGUCUGCCUUAGCAGGCUGUGCUGAUGACGAACUAUGCUUGCUGGUUGACUUGAUGUUGCAACCGCUCACUCCCACCACUGAAGCCUCAGAGGAAGGAUUGCAUUUUACAAUCCAGGCCAUAUCCGAUGGCGUCACUGAGAAGCAGCAAAUUGGCUUCCUCAACCUUCUUGGCGACGUUCUCAAGCACCUCGGGUCCCGCCUAACCCCUAAAUGGCCUCAGCUCCUGCAGGCCGUCAUCGACCUGCUCAGUAAUGCCCAGCGCAGAUUGGACUCUCGCAAAUCCGAGACCAGUGACGAUGUAGCAGAAGAAGAAGAGGAGGUCGAGGACGAGGCCGUCGUUGAAGGCUCCUUGAAGAGCACUCGGGCUAUCCGACAGCUAGGCAUCAAGCGCUUCGCUGACUUCUUCCGCUCUCCUGUGUCCUAUGAUUUCACGCCUUACAUGUCGGAAUCGUAUCGUGCGUUCAUCUCACCCAGGCUGGAGAAGCUGGACGCGGAGAACACGCAAGCGCCAUCGGCGCUCCUGGAGCUGUUUCAUGUGUGGACAUUGCGUGCGGAGCACGCUAGAUUCCUUGUGGCAUAUGACGAUCGUACCCUGCCGAAGGUGUACGAUUGUCUGAUCGCAACGAACGUCAAGCCAGCGGUGAUCUCGAGGGUCUUCGAUAUCGUCGAGCGGUUAUUGGACCUCUCGUCAGAGCUCGAGGAGUUGCGGGACGCGAUACUCAAGUCACAUGUCCCUCAUCUACUCACGAACAUCUCUUUGCUAGUCGAGCGCAGCAAAGGGAUCGCGGCGGUCUCUGACACUCUUGGUCGUCGUCAGAUCACCAUUCUUUCGCAGAUCGCCCCCUACCUCACCGAUGAGAAGCAGGCCAGUACUUUACUGGAAUUGUUUUUCCCAUUGUUGCGCAAGCCGCCGAAGCAAGUGCAAGAGAAGGUCAAGGCGGACCUGCUAACAAUUAUUUGUAGCCUCUUCCCUCUCAUUCCUGAUAUCACGGAUGCUAGCAGUCGCACGUUUGAGAAGACAUUCGCUGCGCUCGCUCAACUCUUCCAGACACUCCGUUCUCGACAAGCGCGCUUAUCUUUGCUAGCUGCGUUUCGUUGUCUAGCCAAUCUAGAGCCAAGUGUCGCACAGCUGGCUGAUCUCAUGGAGUCUCUGAAUGCCUACUCUACGAAGCGAAUUGACGAGCCGGAUUUCGAUAGGAGGUUGACUGCGUUCAAUAAUCUGAACGAAACGCUGCACGGAUCGUUGACGUCUAGGGAAUGGCUGCCGAUCCUGUAUAACAUGCUCAAUUUCAUCCAGGAUCCUGAAGAACUGACUAUUCGAAACAAUGCUGCUCAAGCCAUGAAACGCUUCAUAUCUGCUGUGGCCGCCGCACAUGUCCCGGAACUCGAGGCUUUGUUCACGAAGACGCUAUAUCCUGGGCUCAAGAAUGGCUUGCGAUCAAGGAAUGAAAUGGUCCGAUCAGAGAUUCUGGGUGUCCUCUCGUACGCGAUAUCAAUCUGCGGGCAAAUUAGUGCCCUCCAAGAAAUGCGGGGACUAUUGGCCAAUGGAGACGAGGAGGCGAACUUCUUCAACAACGUGCACCACGUUCAACUACAUCGUCGUACCCGUGCGAUCCAUCGCUUGGCUGACUACUGCGAUGAGGGUCAUCUUCGAAGCACAACUCUUGCUGAGGUCUUCGUACCUCUGAUAGGCAAUUUCAUAGUUGCUAAGGCGUCGAUAGACCAUACUCUUGUGAACGAGUCCAUCACGGCUACCGGACGGAUGGCGCGGCACCUCAACUGGGGAGCUUAUUAUGCCCUCACGCAGACUUAUCUGAAACUAUCUAGCGCUAAGGAUGAGUCUGAGCGGGUAUACGUCCGCGCGCUCGUAGCUAUCCUGAACAAUUUCCAUUUCCAGAUGGAAGAGGUUGUCCCUGACACAGCUGAGGAGCCGGAGAGGGGAGGAGACCAUGAGGACACCGUUGUCGAUGAGGAAACCGAAUCCACAUCGGUCAAGGUCAAGGACCAAAUGAUCUCGCGCAUUGCAGAUGCGGUCAACCAUCGGCUCCUCCCAAGGCUCCUGCAACACUUAGAGAAGCGUGAUGAAACUGAGGACGCUCUGAGGAUACCGAUCGCCGUGGGUGUCAUCCAGGUCGCGAAGCAUUUACCCCGGGAGACCCGCGAGCCACAGAUAGCUAGGCUACUGACCGUCCUAAGUCAAAUCUUCCGCAGCAAGUCUCAAGAGACGAGGGACCUCACUAGGGAGACUCUAUGUCGUAUAGCCGUGAUUUUGGGGCCAUCUUACUUGUCAACGGCUAUCAAGGAGCUACGAGCCGCCUUGCUACGAGGUCCGCAACUUCACGUUUUGGCUUAUGUGAUCCACGCGCUCCUUGUGCAUGUUACCAAUGGAAGUCAUGCUGCGCUAUUCGACACGUUGGACAAUUGCGUUAGUGAUAUCGCUCAUGUCUCGGCUGAGGUCAUCUUCGGCGAAUCCGGAAAGGACGUCCAGGCAGAAGAGUUUAAAACCAAGAUGCGAGAAGUUCGUGCGUCUACCGCGAAAGGUCUUGAUUCGUUCAUGAUCAUGGCGAAAUUCAUCACCCCUGCUAAGAUAAGCAGCCUUCUUCUGCCGAUACGAAACGUUUUAAAGGAGACCGAGUCUCUCAAAGUGCUCCAACAAGUCGACGAACUCUUGCGCAGGGUUUCCAACGGAUUAAAUGCCAACAAGCAUCUUAUUCCUACCGAGCUGCUGGCUCUGUGUCACACUAUGAUCAGUCAGAACGCUCGCUUCCUCAAGGAGGCUCCUCAAGUGCGGAAAAAAGGGAAAGGCGGCAAGCGCAAUGAUGCCAUCGUACAGACAAAGCGAAAAUUCGACUCUGAGAUGGAUCAUUACGCCGUUAAUUCCUUUAGGUUCGUGAGCUUUGGGCUCGACUUGUUUAUCACUGCGCAUCGUCGCAGUCGUUUUGACUACGAGGAUCCGAAAGUCAUUGCUCGGCUAGAGCCGAUGGUGGCAACAAUUGGCAAUACCUUGUAUUCCGAACACAUACAGGUGAUAAUCCCAGGCCUCAAGGCUGCGGCGGCCAUAAUCAAGUGCCCCCUCAAAUCCAUCGUUAAGUCUCUGCCUGUGUUCAUUCGCCAAAUGAUAGAUAUUAUCAAGCAAGCGGGAACGACAGAAUCAGAAGCGGUGCAGAUGGCGCUCAAGUCUCUCGCUACUAUUCUUCGCGAUCAAUCAGAUGCUCAAGUCAAAGAGAAGGAUUUAGUAUACCUUCUCGAGCUCUUGUCUCCCGACCUGGAAGAGCCAUCUCGUCAAGCAGCUGUUUUCACCAUGCUUCGCGCUAUCGUGGCGAGGAAGUUCGUUGUUCCGGAGAUCUACGACAUCAUGGACAAAAUUACCGAAAUCAUGGUCACCAGCCAGUCUCCUCAAGCGCAGGAAGCAUGCCGUGGCGUGCUGCUACAAUUCCUCUUAGACUAUCCCCAGGGCAGGGGCCGACUCCAGAAGCAGAUGACUCUCCUCGCGAAGAACCUAUCAUAUGUGCACGAAAGUGGUAGGAAGUCGGUGAUGGAACUCCUGAGUGCUAUCAUCGCCAAAUUCCAAGUAAACCUUAUCCGCGAAUACUCCGAUUUGCUGUUCGUUGCGCUGGUCAUGGUUGUCGCCAACGAUGAUUCGCCGAAGUGUCGCGAAAUGGCUUCCGAAUUGAUCAAGAGCCUCUUCCUGCGGCUUGCGGAUUUUCAGCGUAAUGAUCUCGUAUCACAUCUUCAUGUCUGGGCCAUCAAGUACACACAACCACAGCUCGCGCGCGUCUCACUCCAAAUAUCCGGCAACAUCAUCGAUCUAUUGCAAAAAGAUAUCUUUCCUCAUGUGUCGUUCAUCCUUGAAGAUCUCAAUGAGGCUCUUAGACAUGGCGCACAACUGCUGGACUCGUUAGCUGAAGCGGACGGUGAUGAUGUCGCGGACGACGACUUGGAAUGGCAGAUUUCGUAUCAUGCGCUCAUCGUAUCUGGUAAACUAUUGCGAGCGAUCCCUGAUCUGACUACUCAGCAAGGCAAAGUCAAUUGGCCUGCUGUCAUCGAGCAUCUCGUCUUUCCGCAUGCUUGGGUGCGUACUGCGUCCUGUCGUCUACUAGGCGUGCUAUUUUCUUCGACUGCUGUCUCCGCCCCGCGGAAUGAUCUUCCAAGUAACUCCCCAUUCUCGCGCUCCGGUAUGGAGGAAGUAGCUUCCAAGCUUUGUAUGCAGCUGCGCAGCCCAAACCUGGACGCAGCGCUUAGCCUGCAGAUCGUGAAGAAUCUGUUCUAUGUUGGGAAGUGCUUCUGCGCAGUCGAGAUGCUCUCCGUUCCGGAGACGGACACAAAUGAUGUCGCAGAGCAAGCGAUCGUUGCCGAUGAACACGAGGAUGGACUGGAAGAUCAGGAAGGGGGCGAAGUCGGUGUUAAGGACCGAAAACAUCCACUUCCUUGGCUGUUCUCCAAGCUUUCCUUCCAAGUGAGGAAUGCACAUAUUACACGAAGGAACAAGUCGUCCAGUACUGACAAUUGGGUUCACCAACCUACAUCUGUGUUAAAGUGGUUCGCGGCAAUGGUAUCAUACAUGGACUCCACGCAGACGGAGCGUUUCCUUGUACAUAUCCUCUCACCCGUCUAUCGCAUAAUCGAAGACGACACCAUCCGUGGCGCGCAGAUGGACGAAUUGAAGACACUGGCCACCGAGCUCCAGGAUCUCGUGCAAACCAAGGUUGGCACAACCAAGUUUGCGAACGUCUACAACAGCAUUAGGCAAGGCGUGCUGGGUGUCCGGAGAGAACGGCGGAACGCGCGCGUGCUGCAGGUUACCACCAACCCAGAGGCUGCUGCAAAGAGGAAGAUGCAUCGGAACGUUCUGAAGAAGGAGAGCCGGAAGAGGAAGAACCAAGUGUUUGCAGAUGGCAAGCGUGGCAAAAGGCGAAGGGAGGAUUGAGUGAUCCAAGGGCCAAACAGUUUGCUUUGUUGUCCAUUUCAUUUUCGUGCCAAUUGCUGGACGUAACUUAUUAUGUUGUUCGAUACGUAUGGAUCCGGUCUCAACAUUAUCAAAGGGCUCUUAUCUUGAUCUCCACGCCGAAUCUUCCUGUAAGC
Messenger RNA from Laetiporus sulphureus 93-53, 7999 nucleotides. RefSeq lists its product as uncharacterized. Lineage: Eukaryota; Fungi; Basidiomycota; Agaricomycetes; Polyporales; Laetiporaceae. The record is from RefSeq and is a predicted model, not a curated record. The transcript is spliced from 14 exons. The coding region runs from base 108 to 7844 and encodes 2578 amino acids. Gene Ontology annotation, cellular component: nucleolus; small-subunit processome; 90S preribosome.